GUCUUUAAUCAGGUUGUAUUGGCCUCACCUGGAACCUUUAUAAAAUACUAUAGUUUAGCACUUGGCAGCCUUUGGUCCGUUUUAUUUUAUCUGUGGCGAUGGGUGGACGUUUUUUGUUUCUUUGUGCAGUCUUAUUGCAGUUGUCAGGGCCCUUACAAGUUGUUUCAGCUGGAAGCAGUCCUGUGAAGUGUGGAGUGGGCUCUAAAUUGUGCAAAGACGGCUCAGAGUGUGUCCUCUAUAGUCAUGUGUGUGAUGGAGAGUCUGACUGCAGGGAUGGUUCAGAUGAAGAAGGCUGUGCUUCUGUAUGCAAUGAAGAUCAGUUCCAGUGUGCCCAUGGGAAGAAGUGCAUAGACAAGGACCAGAUGUGUGACAGUAUAUUGCACUGUCAGGACCGUUCUGAUGAACUGCAGUGUACAAAGCAAAGUGAGGGCUGUGUUCACCACUGUGACAACAAAAGUCGCUGCCUGCCUGCAAAACUCCUCUGCGAUGGAGAGUGGGACUGUUUAGAUGGCACAGAUGAGGCCAGUUGUGAAGACCAAGAGGAAGAUAGACAUGAAAAGGAUGAAGAAACCAGACCAAUCUCUGUGCCCGCCGCCUCUGUAGGCUCAUCAGCCCUCAUCAAGUGUCCUUUGGGCUCUAAAUCGUGCAAGGACAACACAGAGUGUGUCCUCUACAAACAUGUCUGUGAUGGAGAAGCAGACUGCAGAGAUGGCUCAGAUGAGGAAGAAUGCUCACUGGCAUGUGAAACAGACCAGUUCCAGUGUGCCCAUGGAAAGAAAUGCAUAGAGCAGAGCCAGGUGUGUGACGGUGUGUCUCAGUGUCAGGACCGCUCAGAUGAACAGGGAUGUGCUAAGAAGAUUGAGGGCUGCACUCACCAGUGUGAUGACAACAGUCGCUGCAUUCCUAUCAGCUUCCUCUGUGACGGGGAGAGGGACUGCUGGGACGGCAGUGACGAGGCAAACUGCGCGGAUGAAGGCUGCAGUGCCACUGAGUUUAAGUGUACCAAUGGCCAGUGUGUGUCAGCCACAAUGCGUUGCGAUGGUCACCCAGACUGCUGGGACCACUCGGAUGAGGAGAGCUGCACCACUGCACCGGCCUGCACCACCAAACACCGCUGCCCUCAGAGCAAGGAAUGUCUGGUACAGGAGUGGAUUUGUGAUGGAGAUCAGGACUGCAAAGAUGGCACAGAUGAGAAGGAUUGUCCUGUGGCUCCACUAAACUGUGGUGAGUUCCAGUGGACGUGUAAAUCCAAGACAAAGUGUAUCCCUACAGCCUGGAGGUGUGAUCGCAUGAAGGACUGUGACGAUGGCAGCGAUGAGACUGAAUGCGGGAUGGUGACAUGCCUCCCUCACCAGUUCCAAUGUGGCAGCCAGGAGUGCAUAGAUCCGGUCCUGGUGUGCAAUGCCAUUACCAACUGUGCAGAUGGCUCAGACGAGGGAGGCAGCUGCCAGAUGAAAUGCGUAGAAGGAGAUAGCAGCCUCUGUUCCCAGAGCUGCUACAGCACACCACAGGGAACGCGUUGUCACUGUGCAGCAGGGUUCAGGCUCAUGGAGGAUGGGCUGACCUGUGCUGAUAUUGAUGAGUGUGAGAGUCCAGGUGUGUGCAGUCAGCUGUGCAUCAACACUCCAGGCUCAUACCAGUGUGACUGUCAUCCAGGCUACAUUAUGGAGGCAGGUGGACACCACUGCAAGAUCACUGGCGAACCCUUCCUGUUGGCCUCAGUCCAAACAGACCUCUACUUACUAGGCCUUCGUAGCGGCAGCUUAGAUGUCUUGUCUUCCUCUGCCAAGAAGGCCAUCCUCUCCCUGGACUACGAUUGGAGAGAUCAAAGAGUCUUCUGGGUCAGUCUGGACACGGACAGCAUCAGGUGGUCCUUGCUGGACCAGAAGACCACGGGAACUCUGAUUAAAGGUGUCCGAGCUGAUUCUGUAGCUGUAGACUGGCUCGGAAGGAAUCUGUACUGGAUUGAUGGAGUGAACAGUCAGAUUGUGGCUAUCAGGCUGGCAACAUCCACUGUGAAGUCCCUGGAUCACAGUGUCAUCAUGGAUGAAGACCUGGAUCAACCUCGCUGUCUAGCGUUGCUGCCACAAAAAGGGCUGAUGUUCUGGACAGAAAUUGGGAAUGUAGUGAAGAUCGAGCGUGCUGGAAUGGAUGGAUCAGAAAGGAUGGCGGUGGUGAACUCAAGUUUGGGCUGGCCGGGCGGUGUGGCUGUGGAUACCAUCUCUGAGAGAGUUUACUGGACAGAUGAAAGGCUGAGGGCGAUUGGAUCUGCAACGCUGGAUGGAGAUGACAUUCGGAUUCUACAGAUGAAAGAGACCACAAACCCAUUCUCCCUAGCAGUGUUCAAUGACAUGCUCUACUGGUCUGAUGCCAAGAAGCGAGUGGUGCUGGUGGCUCAUAAAGUCUCUGGCAAAAACUGUCGUGUUCUCCUGAAAAGACCCAGACAACCUUUUGGCGUGAAGAUCAUCCACCCAUUGCUCCAGAUGGAAAUUGAGAGUCCCUGUGAGAAGAUGGACUGCUCCCACAUGUGUGUGUUGGCCCCAGGACCUGUGGCUGUGUGCAAGUGUCCUUUUGGUCUUUUAUUGGCUGAGGAUGGCCUGACCUGCUCCAGCCUGGUUGAUUCAGCUUUCCUGCUUAUGCUGUCUCCCUCCACAGUUACCCAGAUCUACUUGCAGUCCCGACACACAGCAGUAGAGCUGAAGGGCUGGCCUGAACACUUGGCCUUGCAGGUGCCCAGCAUCAAUGAGGCAGCCAUCAUGGACUACAGCCUACGCGACCACACUCUGUUCUUGACAGAUGAUGGCACGACUUCACUUAGCUCCUUCAAGUUGAAGGACUCGGACUUGUCCCCUCAGGGCCAGCUUCUAAAACUCUUGGGCGACACCAUCACUGCUAUGGCCCUGGACUGGAUAACGCUUAAUAUCUACUGGAGUAGCAACAAACAGCCCCGCCUGCAGGUCACCUCCAUCACGGCUGCACACACUGCUGUUCUCAUAAAAGAAGGCAUUGGCAAAGUGGAGUCCAUCGCCCUUCACCCUCCCAGUGGAAGAGUGUGUUUCACCAACCUAGGCUUGCAGAGCAAAGGCACUGUGGCUACUAUAGAGUGUGCUAACAUGGACAGUGCUGGGCGUAGUGUGGUGUGGAAGGAUGCUGUCCAGCCCACAUCUCUGGCCUUCUCUGCUAAGGGGGAUACAGUUUACUGGGCUGAAACUGGUUUGGGGACCAUUGGCUUUGUCCAGCUUGAUGGAUCUGGAUAUUCAGAACUGAAGGUUGGUCAUGGCCUGGCUGCUGUGACUCUGAGUGAUGACACACUGCUCUGGAUGACUGUCAGUGAUAAGACCAGGCUCUGGUACAGGGAUGAGCAGCAACAGAGCAAGUUGUGGUUUGAAGUUGGCACAGAGGUGGUCAGCAUAAAGGCAUUCAGCAAGUCCAGUCAGACUGGUUCAAACCAGUGCACAGAAAACAAUGGCAACUGCCAGCACUUAUGCCUUGCUACCCUAGAAGGUCGGACAUGCAAGUGCGAUCACGAUCACCUCCUUGUGAAUGCCACCCACUGCAGGCUAGAGCAGCGCUGCCCGGGUGGCACCAGGCCGUGUUUGGAUCAACUCUCAUGCCAACCAUUGGAGAAAUUCUGUAACGGGCAUGUUGACUGCUAUGACCACUCAGAUGAAAACUGUGUCACUCUGAAGCAGUGGUCAGGAGCCAAGGUCCUUGCUUCUACUCCAUCUCGCAGCUCUUCUCCUCAACCCACCCCUCUCUCUGAAGUCACUGGCUUGAACACCACCCUGAAUGCGAGCGACCAGCUUAGGAACCUGGACGCCCAGGAGUGCAGCCAGAGACGCUGCAAUGGCAAUGGACAUUGUGUGGAGACCAAUGGAGACACUACAUGUGUAUGUUCACUGGGCUACAGUGGUUAUUCAUGUGAAGACCAUCUCCUAAAGAGCAUGCAGGGUCCCAUUGUGUAUGCCGCAGCAGGGCUCUGUGCAGGAGUGGUGGUCAUUGCUGUGAUGGCAGUGGUAAUUAAGAGGAGGAAGAGUGCCAAUACAAGGAGAGCUAACUUGGCAGCAGUGAAGGAAACUAGUAUGACUGACCUGGAGAACAAAGCUGAGACCACCCCAAGUACACAAAUUUCUCCAGAAGACACGGACAAACCAGAGGAAGUGGUAUCUUCUGUGGACUAAGGCUGAUUCAUGGGCAAGCAAUGUUUUAAAUAAACAAUUUUCCAUUGUUUCCUAUGAAGUUAUUUAAGCAUUGCGACCUCAAGUGCAGAAAAUGCUGUUUGGUGUAUUCUGUGAAGGAUAGAACAGACUGCUGCAGCUACUCAGAGGUUCUUGAUCCAAAACAACCCUGUAAUCUUUUUCCUUCUGUGUCUAAAUAUAUAUUUGUCAUAAAACACUGAACGAACAAUUUUCAU
Messenger RNA from Scatophagus argus, 4414 nucleotides. RefSeq names its product low-density lipoprotein receptor related-protein 13 (gene lrp13a). NCBI's taxonomy places the organism in Eukaryota, Metazoa, Chordata, Actinopteri, Scatophagidae. Gene Ontology annotation, molecular function: calcium ion binding; protein binding. The record is from RefSeq and is a predicted model, not a curated record. The transcript has 22 exons. Bases 99 to 4181 code for a protein of 1360 amino acids.